This is a messenger RNA of Mus pahari (shrew mouse), 1656 nucleotides long. RefSeq names its product transmembrane p24 trafficking protein 4 (gene Tmed4). The transcript is spliced from 5 exons. Gene Ontology annotation, cellular component: endoplasmic reticulum-Golgi intermediate compartment; COPII-coated ER to Golgi transport vesicle; Golgi apparatus. Bases 37 to 720 code for a protein of 227 amino acids. Gene Ontology annotation, biological process: Golgi organization; intracellular protein transport; endoplasmic reticulum to Golgi vesicle-mediated transport. Lineage: Eukaryota; Metazoa; Chordata; Mammalia; Rodentia; Muridae. The record is from RefSeq and is a predicted model, not a curated record.
GUGCGCCAGUGUGCGCAUGUGCAAGGUUGAGGCGCAAUGGCAGGUGUCGGGGUCGGACCGCUGCAGGGGAUGGUGCGAUUUGGGCUGCUGGUGCUUACUGUGUGUGCUGCGUGUGCCCGCGGGCUCUAUUUCCACAUCGGCGAGACUGAGAAGCGCUGCUUCAUCGAGGAAAUACCCGACGAGACCAUGGUCAUCGGCAACUAUCGAACUCAGAUGUGGGACAAACAGAAAGAGGUCUUCCUGCCAUCGACCCCCGGCCUGGGCAUGCAUGUAGAGGUGAAGGACCCGGACGGCAAGGUUGUACUGUCCCGGCAAUACGGCUCCGAGGGCCGUUUCACGUUCACUUCCCACACACCCGGUGACCAUCAGAUUUGUCUGCACUCCAACUCCACCAGAAUGGCUCUCUUCGCUGGAGGCAAACUGCGUGUACACUUGGACAUCCAGGUUGGGGAGCAUGCCAACAACUACCCUGAGAUCGCCGCUAAGGAUAAGUUAACAGAGCUACAGCUUCGAGCUCGCCAGUUGCUUGAUCAGGUCGAACAGAUCCAGAAGGAGCAGGAUUACCAGAGGUAUCGUGAAGAGCGCUUCCGUCUGACCAGUGAGAGCACCAACCAGAGGGUCCUGUGGUGGUCCAUCGCCCAGACCGUCAUCCUCAUCCUCACGGGCAUCUGGCAGAUGCGUCACCUCAAGAGCUUCUUUGAGGCCAAGAAGCUGGUGUAGGGAUCUCGCCCUAUAACCUUCCCCUUUUACCUCAAUUAUUUGAUAAUUUCCCCACCCAGCCCCUCAUCCACCUGGAGUUUGAGGAGGAAAAAAUGAAAAAACGGUGUGUCAUUGGUAUCAUGGCACUAAGCCAUUCAGAUCAGUUCCCCUUGACCCUGGUUCUCCAAGAAGCAGACAUUGGUCUAAGCCUUCAAGACCUGUCUUAGGGUUUGGGAGAAGUUGGAAUUAACCCACGAUCAAGUCAUUUCUUUUGCCUCUGGUGAAUCUCCUCCGUUUUUGAAGAGAUGACCAAAUGCACUUCUGUUUUCUGUUUGUCUGCUUGUCAGGUAAGCAGCUGGCAUGCCUGUGGAGGAGGAGGCCUUGCCGCAAUGUUCCUGGGUCAGUCCCGAGUUCUCCCAGUGGCUUUGUGAAUGUAAAUAAGGGCAGUUCGGGGCCCUGAAGGAGUGAGAUGUUUUUCUAUAUUUUAGAACUAUUUUUGGAUAAAUUAUAUAUUUUCCAUCCUGAUGGAAUCGUCAUCACUGCCUGUAACUAGCAAAGCCACCAGUCCAGACCAUAUCCAUUCUGCUUAUCACACAGUUUUAAUAACUGCCAUGCAGUGAUUUUCGGCACUCUGGGGCCAGAAAGCAGCUCUCUGUCAGACGGCCAACAAGAGUUCUCUGGAAUCCUUGUGAGUUCCCACAGGGUCACAAUGUCAGGAAAGAGUGGCAGAUCCUCAAGUUUCACUUAAGCAGUGGUAAACGUUUGAAGGUUCAUUUUUUGUUGGAACUCCUUUUGUAGACUAGCCUAGUCUCAGGUCCACUGUGUGUGUAUGCCUACCAAAUGUUGUGAUAAAAGAGGCACGCGUCACCACACCUGAUAAAUAUUUUCUUCAAGGGAACCAGAGUUUGGUUCUUUAUGCAAAUUUUUUCCCAAUGAAAUAAAACAUAGUUAACUGUG